Molecule: messenger RNA, 1764 nt
Organism: Alternaria conjuncta
Lineage: Eukaryota; Fungi; Ascomycota; Dothideomycetes; Pleosporales; Pleosporaceae
Exons: 2
Coding region: 1-1764 (587 amino acids)
Biological process (GO): protein insertion into mitochondrial inner membrane from matrix; mitochondrial respiratory chain complex III assembly
Cellular component (GO): mitochondrial inner membrane
Molecular function (GO): ATP binding; ATP hydrolysis activity
Source: RefSeq, a predicted model, not a curated record
AUGGACUUCUCGCGCUUCCAGGCCAUUGUGUCGGAGUUUAACUCUACUGGUAGCAAUAUCACCAGCGGCAGCAUCCCCUACGACAAGAUAUGCUACUACUUCUACUUAUAUAAUUCGGCAUCCAUCGCGAUCGAUGAGUCCGACGUACUGUUUGACCACGUCAUGAGCUGGAUAGCAGUGCAGCGCAUGACGACGUCUAGUAGACAUCUGACUGCAGCUACGCAAUGGGUUAGCGAAGUCGAAGACAUAGGCGGUGACGACGACGUACUGGACGAACGUGGCAUUUUCAACUACGAGAAAUGGUCGGGUAAUAUACCGCCGAUGUACCAACCUAAUUAUGGUCAUUACGACUUCCGCCAUGAAGGGCGAUGGUUCAGUUUCGCGCGGGUCAAGAAGAAGGACGAUAAAAAAAUCACCGAGUUUGAUGAGGAGAUUAUAAUCACCUGUGUGGGUAGGGAUGCGCUGCCUGUCAAGGAGCUCAUCGUGUACAUUAAGAGGUGGAGCCUUAACAAAGCCAACACGCUUACCACGAUCUACCAAGCGCCUGGACAGAAGCACAGUGGGGAACGGUACUGGAAAGAGUCGUCCAGACGUCCAUCGCGACCACUGAGUACCGUAUCGCUGGACUUACAGCAGAAAGGCGCAAUUGUUGGGGAUAUUAACGAGUAUCUCAACCCCUCUACAGCGCGUUGGUAUGCGGCACGUGGUAUCCCACAUCGCCGUGGCUAUCUCUUUCAUGGACCCCCGGGAACGGGUAAAACGUCGUUGUCGUUCGCUCUGGCUGGCAUUUUUGGGUUGAACAUAUACUGUCUCUCGCUUAAUGACGGAAUUUCCGAGUCCGAGCUAAGUGCCCUGUUCAACGACCUUCCUAGCCGGUGCUUUCUUCUUCUUGAAGACAUUGACGCUGCGGGUAUUAGGCGUGAAGGUCUUCCGCCUCCGGUUGUGGCCAUGGAAAAUGUCACACCCAUUGUUGACGCACCCAAAAUCGAGAUACAGGACACUCCGACAAGUGUCAUAUGGAAGGUGUUCAGCAUUUUUGCGUGGCCUUUCAAGGUUGCCUUGCUAUUUUUCGGCUAUCUUCGCAAGCCUGUACCGCACGAAGAGCCGGCGAAAGAAGCCCCUGCUCCAAUGUUGCCCAAAGAUACCCCACAGGAAGAAGUCAAAGAGGAAUUCAGUAACGCAUCACCGUCAUCAUCGUCACGAAAUGCAGCCUACACAGAAGCGUCAGGAGGAGCUCAAGGAUCGAUCAGUCUGAGCGGACUCCUCAACUGCAUCGAUGGCGCCGCUUCUCACGAGGGCCACGUGCUCAUCAUGACUACUAACACCCCAGAGAAGCUGGACGACGCCUUGACCCGACCAGGUCGCGUCGACAUGCAGAUUGGUUUUACGCUCGCCACGCGCGAUCAGAUUCGCGACACGUACAUGCGCAUGUUCAGCAACGAUAACCCCACACCCAACGUUACCCAGGCACCCAAAGUCACAACGAAAAGCCAUAUACCUACACAGGGAGCAAAGAAAGACCGGCUCGGCGAUAUUGUUAUUCCUAAGAAGUCUAUCGCGGCCGUCGUGGAGCCGGACAAGCUAGCGGAGAUGGCACAGCAGUUUGCUGAUGCAUUACCGGAGAAGGUCUUCUCGCCGGCGGAAGUCCAGGGCUAUCUGUUGAUGCACAAGAUGGAUCCAGGUAAGGCGAUAGAACAAGUGGGUAAGUGGAGAGAGGAGACGCUUGAGGCGAAGAAGAAGGCGAGCAAUGUUGUUGCUGCCUGA